GUGACAUUUGAUGAUGUGGCCUUAUAUUUUUCGGAGCAAGAGUGGGAGAUCCUGGAGAAAUGGCAGAAGGAAAUGUAUAAGCAAGAGAUGAAGACCAAUUAUGAGACCCUUGAUUCCCUGGGCUGUGCUUUUUCCAAGCCAGAUUUGAUCACAUGGAUGGAACAAGGGAGAAUGCUAUUAAUCGGAGAUCAGGAAUGCUUAGACGGAAGAAGAAUGACAAUUAGCCCUUCUGAUGAGCAGCUGCGCUUGAAGAACACUGGAAAGUCACCAUGUUUUGGUGACCAAGGAACUCUCGGGACAAAACAAGAGGAAUCCCAUUUAAAUGGUCUUCAGAAGCAUGACUCGUGUACUACCUUAUCAGGGAAGGGGAGAAAGACUCUAUCGGACCAAAGAACCACCUUCCAAUCUCCAAGUCUCCAAGAAACAGAGACUCUACAUAAAAAACUCAGUGUCACAGCAUCUAAUCAGGACAAGAAAGAUCCAUCGCAUAAGUCUCCGGAUACCCCAGGUCACUUGGAAAUUCCAGCAGGGCUGAGAUUUUAUCCGUGCCGUGUAUGUGGGAAAGUCUUCCAGGUAAAGAGUGACUUGGCAAACCACAAAAAGAGCCACUCCGAGAACCAGCCCUAUAAAUAUCCGAAGUACAAAAGCAAAUCCAGAGGGAGAUCUGAACUUAGGUGGAGCCAGAGAUUCCCGUGUAAGAAGAAACGGUUCCAGUGCGAUGAGUGUGAGAAGAGCUACUAUCUGAAGGGCAGCCUAGUCACUCACCAGGUUGUGCACACAGGACAGCGGCCCUACCCGUGCCCUGAAUGUGACAAGACCUUCCGGUAUAGAGCCAACUUGAAGAAGCACCUGUGUUUGCACAAAGGGGAGAGGCCGUUUUGCUGCAAGGAAUGCGGCAAGGGUUUCGUCGAGCAGUGUGAGCUCACCGAGCACCUCCGGCUGCACAGUGGGGAGAAGCCUUUCCGGUGUCCAGUGUGUGACAGGAGCUUCCGCCUGAAGAGAGGGAUGAAGGUCCAUCUUUCCCAGCACAGCGGGAGGAAGCCCUUCCACUGUCCAGAGUGUGGUAGAAGCUUUUCUCGGGAGGCUACCUUGAAGACACACCAGAGGACACAUAGUGAAGAGAAGCCAUUUUCUUGUGAUGAAUGUGGGAGGAAAUUCAUCUACAAGAUUAAACUCGAUGAGCAUGUCAGAGUGCACACAGGGGAAAAGCCCUUUUCUUGUCCCGAGUGUAAUAAAAGUUUCCGCCUAAAGAGAAGCCUGAAAGCCCAUCGAUUGCAGCACAGUGGGAAGAAGCCCUUCCAAUGUCCAGAGUGUAGUAAGAGCUUCUUCUGGAGGAACGCCAUGAAGGCCCACCAGCGUCUGCAUAGUGAGGAGAAGCCGUUCUCCUGCGGGGAGUGUGGCAAGAGGUUUACCCGGCCCUCCAAGCUCGCCUGCCAUAGCAGAGUCCACAGCAGGCAAAAGGAGUUCCCCUGUGGGGCGUGCAAAAAGACCUUUUCCCACCAGUCAGGGCUCACCCAGCACCUCAAGGUCCACACCACAGAAAAGCCGUUCUCCUGUGCCGAGUGCAGCCGGAGUUUCCGCCGGCGCGCGCACCUCACCGAGCACAUGCGGCUUCACAGCGGGGAGGAGCCUUUCCAGUGUCCUGAGUGUGACAAGAGCUUCUCCUGGAAGGCCUCCAUGCGGUUCCACCAGCGGACACACAGGGACGAGAAGCCUUUCAGGUGUAGCGAGUGUGGCAGGACGUACACUCAUCAGUCUCAGCUCACUGAACAUCUGAGAGUCCACAGUGGAGAGAAGCCCUACCAGUGUCCUGAAUGCGAUAAAAGUUUCCGUCUCAAAGGGAAUUUGAAAAGCCACCUGCUGCAGCACAGUGGCAAAAAGCCAUUCUCUUGUGUUAAGUGUGGCAAAAGUUUCACGCAGCAGUACAGGCUCACAGAACACAUGCGAGUCCACAGUGGUGAGAAGCCCUUCCAGUGUCCAGAGUGUGACAAGAGCUACUGCAUAAGGGGCAGUUUGAAGGUCCAUUUGUACACGCACAGUGGAGAGAGGCCCUUCCGGUGCACGGAGUGCGGCAAGGGCUUCCUGCAGAAGAGAAGUUUGAAGGCGCAUCUGUACCACCACAGUGGGGAGAGGCCUUUUUCUUGUGAUGAGUGUGGAAGGAGCUUCACGUACGUGGGGGCACUCAAGACCCACGCUGCACUGCAUGCCAAGGAAAAGCCCUCCAGUCUCUAGGUCAAACCACACGGCAGUCACGCAGUGACAUCUUUUAGGUGGAGCCAGCAGCUCUGUUAGCUCGAGGAAGGGUAAAGAAUUCUCAGAAUGCUGGCUACAGAUGCACUGGCCAGAUGCAUAGUCAGAGGGACCUGACGGCUCCUUGACAAAAGUUCCACAUGAUCCAGGCAAAGAGUCGAAGAGGAAUUUUCCUUUGAUAAGCUUCACAGACAAGGCCUGCCAGGCAUGGAAGAAACAUUGUAUGCUGAUCUGCUAGUCCAACAGAUUUUUCCAGUGCCAUCCAAG
Molecule: messenger RNA, 2517 nt
Organism: Propithecus coquereli (Coquerel's sifaka)
Lineage: Eukaryota; Metazoa; Chordata; Mammalia; Primates; Indriidae
Gene: ZNF425
Product: zinc finger protein 425
Exons: 3
Coding region: 73-2232 (719 amino acids)
Biological process (GO): regulation of transcription by RNA polymerase II
Molecular function (GO): RNA polymerase II cis-regulatory region sequence-specific DNA binding; DNA-binding transcription factor activity
Source: RefSeq, a predicted model, not a curated record